UCUCUCUUUCUCUCUCUCUUUCUCUCUUCGUCCGAAGAGAUCCAUUUAAUUUACUAAAACCGCUUAUGAAGAACAGCUAAUGGCACGCAAUCUGAACUUCAUUAAUGUUGCAGAAGUACGUCGUUCUUUAUUCUAUGUGAAACAGCACGGAAAACUCGCGACGCUCGUCAGUGUGUUAUUGCUUCCAGGGAAACUUCACUGCUUUCUCUCCAAAAUAUUCUAUAUCGUAAAGAACUUCGAUGUAAUCAGCAACUGUAUUCUCUUGCCAAGCCAAUAGCAAGAAGAUACAAGACAAAAAUGGAGACUGAGACCCAUGUGCAAAUGGAAGACCACUCGCCCUCGAUAGAGCACAGCUUACGUCCAAUAUCGUACACCUCCUGGCUUCUGGGUGUCGGCGUUGCACGUCCGCGAAAGUGUCCCAAGGCUGUCACGAUAGCCCUACGUAUCGUUCAUCUGAUCGUGUGUACCGUUAUCGUGGUGUACGGCGUGAUAGAUUUCUUUACCUUCGGUAGCGUCUUCAAGAGCGACAUAUUCAAGAUCAUGUAUUAUAUGAACAAGAUGAUGUGCUACAUGUCGGCGUAUUAUUACGUUUAUCAAGGGAUCGGGCAGCAAGACAAGUGGUCGGAGCUGAUGGACAGAAUGAAGGCGGUGGAUCAGAAGAUCAGGAGAGAAACCCCUAUGAAUGACCGGCCCAUAAAAAACGUGGAAGCGUUAGCGAUUCUCGCAACGUUCGCUUGCGGCCCUUUAUCCCUGAUCAUACACGCCUUGUAUUACUAUUUUAUCCAUCCCGAAGACAUCUUUGCGUCCGACCUGCUGCUCUACUACACGAUAGCCCAGUCGAUGGUCAACAGCUUUAUCUUCGACGUUGUCGUCUACGUGCUGUAUCACAGAUUCCAAACGAUAAAUGAACUGAUCGGCCAGUUGGACGAUCUAUUCGGUGUGCCAUGGAUCGCGCUCAAGAUUAGACGCAUCAGAGAAUUGCAUACCGGUAUUUGUGACCUCGUCAUCAUGGUAAACAAUAUUCACGGCUUCCAUCUUCUCGUCUGCUCGGCGAACUGCUUCACCAUGGUCGUGGCUACACUAUUCAGAAUCUACAUGGGCGUCGUGGAGAAAAACUACGCGUUCAUGCUGAUAAAUAAUGUCCUUUGGAUUCUGUAUGCCACACAGUUUAGCCUGAUGUGCUGGAUUUGUACGCUCGCGCGUCAAGAAGCCAAUAGGACCGGGAUACUUAUAUACGCGAUUGUGCUUAACUGCAAGCCUGCGAGUCUUGGUAAAUUGAACGGUGCAAGGAAUCAAUCAAAUCUAGAAGUGCUACCGCCAUUGGAAGGCCCGGACGAGCAAAAUUUUAAUCGGAGCAGCAAUUAUGAUCUGAACUAUGUCGCCAUGGAAAAUCUUUUGCGCAAAAACCUGGACCGAGACUGUGUCAGAAACGAAGUCAAUGAUUUUUCAAUUCAGCUACAACAGCAUCGGGUGGCAUUUACGGCCUGUGAUUUUUUCGAAAUGAACAAUGCUCUGCUCAGUGGUUUCGUCGGGGUGAUCACUACUUAUUUAAUAAUUCUCGUUCAAUUUUAUCGACCCAAUAAUCUAGAUGAGCAAUUCAACGGGAAACACUAAGAAAAUGAUUGCAAUAUAAAGAGAUGUUGCAAGCUAUACACAAAAUGUACGUACAUUAUUUUUUAAAAUAAUAAAAUUUGCCAGUUUAGGUAUUUUCGAUCAAAAACUUGCUUCUUCAGAUUGACAAAUAUCAUAAAAAUGCGCCUCAAUUAAAGACCUUGCAAUUAUUUCAUACGUAUUAUAAGUGUUUCAGUAUAAGAAAGAUCAUAGUGAUUUAAUUGCAUAAAAUUUUUUUUAUAUAUAUUUUAUGCGAUUAAAUCACUAUCAUCUUUCUUUUCGUUUAUAUACUUUAUCUGCCAUUAUAUAAACAAAAGAAAUUCAAUUAAAGAAAAUGAGGUUUAAAUGCGCAAAAACUUAAUGAACUUGUGAUAUAAACAUAGAAAUAAAUUAAAUCCUCUGAAUACUAUACAUUAUAUCUAUAAAAAUUAUUUACGCAGUUACAAAAUUCUUAAUAUAUUAUGUGUUGUGCAGACUAACUCGAGCAAUAAAACUUUGCCUGAGGCACAUGAAAGCUAGUUACGAUUCUGAUUGCGAUUUGUGAUAAAGGAUGUAGCAAGAAAAAAAUGCGUUAUUUUUUUUAAUUAAUAUUAAAUUUCAAUAAAUAUUUAUUAUAAUAAACUUAUCGCUAUAUAAUACAUAACAUUUAUAAAUCUUCAAAAAAUAAAAACCAGGUUGGGAGGUAGCGCAGUAUAUUUGUAAAGCCGUUACUCUUAAAGUUGCUUUUGUUUAGCAACGGCAUUACUUUUCUCUUUCAUUGAUUGUAACAGUAAUGUUGUUACAUUUUUUUUUAGUAACAGUAACGAAUUCAAUAGUUAUUUUUAUCGUUACUUUUUACAUUUUGAAUUUAUUUUUGACAUUUCCAUUAUGUACGUUUAAUCUUUAGCUGUUGUUAGACAGACCAC
Solenopsis invicta (red fire ant) is the source of this 2516-nucleotide messenger RNA. RefSeq lists its product as uncharacterized. NCBI's taxonomy places the organism in Eukaryota, Metazoa, Arthropoda, Insecta, Hymenoptera, Formicidae. Gene Ontology annotation, biological process: sensory perception of taste. Gene Ontology annotation, cellular component: membrane; neuronal cell body; dendrite. The transcript is spliced from 3 exons. Bases 298 to 1614 code for a protein of 438 amino acids. The record is from RefSeq and is a predicted model, not a curated record.